This is a messenger RNA of Carassius auratus (goldfish), 2136 nucleotides long. RefSeq names its product inward rectifier potassium channel 2-like. Gene Ontology annotation, biological process: regulation of monoatomic ion transmembrane transport; potassium ion import across plasma membrane. Bases 506 to 1840 code for a protein of 444 amino acids. Gene Ontology annotation, cellular component: plasma membrane. The transcript has 2 exons. The record is from RefSeq and is a predicted model, not a curated record. Gene Ontology annotation, molecular function: inward rectifier potassium channel activity. NCBI's taxonomy places the organism in Eukaryota, Metazoa, Chordata, Actinopteri, Cypriniformes, Cyprinidae.
UUGUGUAUUACAUCAUGUUAUCAAGAGGGGCUUCCUGAGAGAUGCUGUAAUCACAGAGCUGGCUAACUCUCAUGACCUGACAGCAGGGCGGAGAUUAACAGGCUUUUUAAAUCUAUUCUUCGAUCGCUUUGAGCUUUGGCCAACACUGAGUGAGAUGAUCGAAACCUCCAAGCCCCAUCAUGUUUGACUGAUCUUUCCCACAGGAUAACAACAACUGCUAUCUGCAGAAAUGUGCUGAUCUAUCUCCUGUUGCUCUUGAACUCCUGAAGCUUUGCCAACGAGGUCUAUUCAUUCCAUGGAAGAGGAGAGAUCUUUGUAGCCCCAGCGAAAACAUUGUUUAUUUUGAGCAGCAAUCUCAACGUUUUCUUGAUUCCAAGGAAAUACAGAUUUUAGCUUUUUGUGUGGUGGUACAUGUGAGAGGUUGAAAGUGUUUCUCCAACGUGUCCUCCAGAAACUCAGACUGUUUUCCAAAGCAGACGAGUCUCAACCCUCUCCUACAGCAGAGAUGGGAAGUGUGAGAUCACACCGGUAUAGCAUAGUUUCCUCUGAGGAAGGCAGGGUAAAGCUGUCCCCCAUCGCCGUGCAGAAUGGCUACGGGAAUGGAAAUGCGGGUGGCAAAGUGCACACACAUCAGCAAACACAAACCCGCUUCGUCACCAAGGAUGGACACUGCAAUGUGCAGUUUAUCAACAUGAGUGAAAGAGGUCAACGCUACCUGGCGGACAUCUUCACAACGUGCGUUGACAUCCGCUGGCGUUGGAUGAUGGUCCUCUUCUGCCUCUCCUUUCUGCUAUCCUGGCUGCUUUUCGGACUUAUAUUCUGGUUCAUUGCCCUUUCAUCCGGUGACUCAGACAAUCAAGAACAGAUAUGCAUUUCGAACGUUGACAGCUUCACAGCAGCUUUUCUGUUUUCUGUGGAGACACAAACAACUAUUGGUUAUGGCUACCGAUAUGUAACGGAGGACUGCCCCUUUGCUGUCUUCAUGGUGGUUUUCCAGAGCAUCUUGGGAUGCAUCAUCGAUGCCUUCAUCAUUGGUGCGGUCAUGGCUAAGAUGGCCAAGCCUAAGAAAAGAAACGAAACUCUUGUGUUCAGUCACUAUGCCACAAUAGCCAUGAGGGACGGUAAACUGUGUCUAAUGUGGAGGAUCGGGAACCUCCGGAAAAGCCACCUGGUGGAAGCUCACGUUCGUGCCCAGCUGCUCAAAUCCCGCACCACCAUUGAAGGUGAGUUCAUCCCGCUGGAUCAGAUAGACAUUGAUGUCGGAUUCGACACUGGCAUUGACCGCAUAUUUUUAGUGUCUCCCAUUACCAUCGUGCAUGAGAUUGAUGAGGACAGUCCUCUGUAUGAGAUGAGCAAACAGGAACUGGAAAGUUCAGAGCUGGAGAUAGUGGUGAUUUUGGAGGGCAUGGUGGAAGCUACGGCCAUGACCACUCAGUGUCGCAGUUCUUAUGUGUCGAGCGAAAUCCUGUGGGGCCAUCGCUUUGAGUCGGUCCUUUUUGAGGAGAAAAACCAUUACAAGGUGGACUACUCACGCUUCGAGAACACCUAUGAAGUUCCCAGCACGCCUCAGUGCAGCGCUCGAGAUUUGGCUGAAAAUAGGUACAUCAGGUCCAGCUCCAACUCCAACUCUUUUUGUUAUGAGAAUGAAGUAGCCUUCAUGGAUAAAGAGGAAACGGAGGAUGAUGACGAUGAUGAUGAUGAUGAAAAAGUCCAGAGGAAUAUCAGAAGGGACAGUGUGGCCUUGGAAGGAUCCAAUACCGAUGAUGUCAAAAGCACAGCUUCCAGUCAGGAUACUUUAUCGAUACAACUCAAACUUUUAAGACAACAGCCUGAGUUAUAACUGCUUUUAAAAAAGAUGCAUGGUACAGUAUAUGGUGUGUAUGGUGUACAGCAUAAGAAAGUCUGUUUUGCUGCUGUUUUGAGAGUAAUAUUUUGCCAGUGGUUUGAGAGGAACACAAGAUUGGGUUGCAGAUGUCUUGUAACCUGUACUUGCGCUUGUUAUCUAAGAAGACAAACAUCAACUUUCAAAUCUAUUUUGACAGUCUAUAUGCAAUCAAUUAUGAUAUAGACAAGAACAGCACACAAUGUAGAUAACAUAAAAUCUGCUUCAAACUGAGAAUAGAUUACACUACACAA